AUGGAGAUGUUAGGUGACAAGAUAGUAGAUGAUCUACUGUGGUACAACAUUGAAAGAUGGUCUAAGGUCUACUUCAAAAAUUUAUGUUGUUGUGAUAGUGUUGACAACAACAUGGCUGAAAGUUUUAAUUCAUGGAUAUUGGGUCUAAGACAUAAGACCAUUAUUACAAUGCUUGAGGAAAUAAGGAUUAAAAUGAUGAGAAGAAUUGGACAGUUGAGGGAGUUCUCUAAUACUUGGAUAACAUAUAUUUUACCAAUGGCUUUAAAGGUAUUGAAAGAGAACACAUCAAAAUCAAUGAAGUGUACACUUGAAUGGAAUGGUGAAUAUGAUUUUGAGGUUAAGGACAGUUGGGGUAAUACCUUCACAGUGAAUUUGAGUAACAACACUUGUACUUGUAGAUCUUUGAUGCUAAAGGGUGUGCCUUGUUGUCAUGCUAUAGCUGCACUACAUUUUAGAAGAUUGGAGCCUAUUCACUAUGUUGCGCAUUGGUAUAGCAAACAAACCUACCUCAAGACCUAUAACUACUUCAUUAAACCUGUCAGUGGAAUGAAAAUAUGGCCACCAUCAACUAACCUUCCUGUUAUACCUCCUGAAACUAGAAAACUACCAGGCAGACCUAGCAAGAAUAGAUGGAAAGAGUAG
Capsicum annuum is the source of this 642-nucleotide messenger RNA. RefSeq lists its product as uncharacterized. Gene Ontology annotation, molecular function: zinc ion binding. The record is from RefSeq and is a predicted model, not a curated record. The transcript has a single exon. The coding region runs from base 1 to 642 and encodes 213 amino acids. NCBI's taxonomy places the organism in Eukaryota, Viridiplantae, Streptophyta, Magnoliopsida, Solanales, Solanaceae.